Molecule: messenger RNA, 7370 nt
Organism: Schistosoma intercalatum
Lineage: Eukaryota; Metazoa; Platyhelminthes; Trematoda; Strigeidida; Schistosomatidae
Source: the annotation of a GenBank genome assembly
AGAGUUAGUGCUGAGAGGCAUCGAUAGUUCACAUUUUGUAUAUAUUCCAGUGCAAUCCAGUUGGUUUAUAUAAUGAAAAAAAGAAAGGUUUGGAAGUUUCGAAUGUCAUCUUUGAAUUUUCAAGUAAACCACCACAAUCACACUACUCAGUUUAGUGACUUCUUAAGCGAACUAAAAAAAGCAGAGUUAGCGCACUUAUGGCGUAGCUGUUUUAAUAACCAUCGAAGUAUCUUGCAAAAUAAUAUCCACUGUCGUGUAUCAAAGACAACGACUUGCAAAUCAAUUUUGGAUAAUUUUAUGGAUGUACUUUCAAACCCACAGAAUUUGAACUUCGUUAAAUGUCUUAAUUGCACAUAUAAUCAGAAUGAACUCAUGAUGGAUUACGAUGUUGUCGGAGUAUCUCUCUAUGAUGUAAUCAAGUAUAGUCCCGGCCGCCUAAAAAAUCACAACACACUGUUAUUUCUCACUUAUCAGGCAAUUCAUACCAUCACUCAAUUACACGAAAUAAAUUUACCCCAUAGUGGUAUAACAUUGGAUAAUAUAUUUGUAGACGAAAAGUUCAACAUCUUUCUUGGUCUCCCAAAAACCAUUGACUUUUUGUCAAACAUGAAGACAAAUGAGUUAAACGAAGAGGAAAAUACCACAGAAAUCGAUAUUGCUGUGUGCAGUAGUAGUAAGCUGUCCACGAUGACAACUAAUUGGAUACUUCACAAAGUUACAAACUAUGAUUACCUGAUGUUUCUAAAUGAACUGGCUGGUCGACAUAAGGGGGAUCCAUCAAACAGUGCAAUUUUACCAUGGAUAACAAAUUUUGAUACGCCUUUGGGACAGCUAAGGGAUUUAACAAAAUCAAAGUAUCAUUUGUGUAAAGGAGAAGAUCAAUUGGAUGCAAAUUUUACGACAUCUCUAUAUAAUCAUACAAUAUCUAAGCGUCCUAGUUGGCCACUAGGUACUUAUAAUGUGGAAGAAGAUUAUGAUAUUAGGAAUCAUCAUCAGGAUUUUAUGAAAUUGUGUAAUGAUUUGGGUACCUGUAGUAUAAGUAAUGCAGAUACCAACUUGGCGUGCAAUAAUGUAGAUGCAUGUAUAUCUAAUGAUAACAGGAAAAAUAAUACGAAUUAUACUUUUUCUCCUCACCAUUUGUUGGAUAUAAUGCCUGAUUUAGCAUACUACACAUACAUGGCUAGAAAAACUCCCUUGUCCUUGUUGACACAGUUUGUACGUCCUGUUUAUCAACCUCAAGAAUUUCCAACGACUAUUGCACGAUUAUAUGAAUCUACUCCAGACGAAUGCAUCCCGGAGUUUUUCACAGAUCCGUCAGUUUUCUCUUCUAUUCACCCCGAUAUGGCUGACCUUGGCCUGCCGUCUUGGUGUUCUUCUCCUGAAGAGUUUAUUAAAUAUCACUCUAAACUUCUGGAAAGUGAUGAAGUAUCUAGUAAUUUGCACCACUGGAUCGAUCUAAACUUUGGAUACAAAUUAUUUGGUUCAGCUGCAGUGAAUGCUAAAAAUGUUCAUCUAGAAUUGUCAGGUGAUCAAACUGCUUUACGUUGUACUGGUGUCGUAUGUUUAUUUCGUACACCACAUCCUCAAAGAAUUUGUAGUAAAAAAUUAUCAAGAUAUUUUGGUGCGACACUACCAGAUAUAUUUCAAUUGGAUGUAAAUCCUCCAACUUCUAAACACAAUUCAGUCGGUAUGAAAAUGCAUGCAAAUAACUCUCCAAAUGAAGUGUCUUGGAGAAAAAACAAUCAUACUCUAGCGAAGUCGAUUUCUAGUUCUAAGGUUAAUCAUACUAUAAAUAUGCCGACAGGCGAUAGAGAUCUAUGUUUCAAAAAUAGAAUAUGGCUUCCUGAUGAUUAUGAUCCGUUAGAAUUAAUUAAUAUGCAUCAAAAUCUGUGCAAAUUUCUGUACAUUGAAACACAUAUACAAGAUUUAAAUGGUCUAGAACUUACUCAAUCAUCAAAGCUGAAUACUUAUGAUAAUGAUUUUGACAAUUUAUUCAAAAUUGAUCUCGAAUCAUUGGCUUGUCUCAUUGUUGAAUUAAGUUUAUUUUCAAUAGUCAAUUAUGUUGAAGUUAAUAAAUGGAGUCAUGGGGAACGUGUUAAUUUUGCACGUUUGCAAGCACGUUUACAUUGGGAUAAAAUACCAAAUUGUCUUCAUGAUGCUGUCAAUUCUGUUUUACAUCCAUUUGAUCAAAAUCUUAUUGGAGAACAAUUUGAUGAACGUUUUUUACCAACUGUAGAUAUUUUUCUUCAUUUAAUAUGUGAAUUUCCACCUUAUAUUUUCGAUUUAUUAUAUAUUCGAGAUUGGCUAAUUAAUAUCGAUUCCAACCAAUCAUUUCAACAGUUACAAUCGUUCUCACCCUACAUACCAAAAACAUGCUUGCUCUCAGCAUUUUUCCCUAGUAAUCAUCAAAGUGAAUUGUAUAAUCUGGUAAAUUUGUCAACUGUUCACAUUCCAAUUGAUGUAAUCAGAUUACUAUAUCCAUAUAUUCAAUCAGCAGUGUAUGCAAAUCCUAAUUGGUUUGUGAAUAUUUUAAAUUCAUCCAAAAUGUUAGAGCUGUUUUCAACAAUAGGAGGUCUUGAAUUCAUACGAUCACAUCUUCUCCCACUAAUUAUCUAUCUAUACAAACCUGAACAACUUAAACGUAUGUCAAGUGAUAUCUCCCCGAGAAUUCCUCUUGCUUUAUUAUAUUCACGUUUAUUUCUACGUCGUUUAUUGGCUUAUUUAAAUGUGAACACAUUUCUUGUACAUAUUUUACCUUAUAUAACCCUUAGUCUUAUUGGCGGCAGUAUAAACGCUUUAUCUGAUGAAAAUAUUGUAUGGCAUCAAAGAAGUUAUGCUGGCCUUACAAAUGAACAAAUAGAUUCUAAGAAUUCAAAUACUAGCCAAAACACGCCUGAAUCAUUGAGUCGCAAUCUAGAAUUAAAUGAUGAAUCUUUAAUAUAUGAUCAAGAGGAAAAUAUAUCAGCGCAUUGCGACUUAUUGUUUUAUAAACAAGAUGUUAUGAAUGUAGAUGAGAUUGGAAUUGAUCUUCGGAGUUUAAUAAAUGAUGAAGAAUUUCAAUUCUUAGAAGAUGCUAAAAGUUUAUCUAUGUUCACUUGCGUAAAGUUCAAUGAAGAAGAAUGUGAUGUUAGUGGCAAAUCGCUUAACAGUUGUACAAAUGAUGUAACAUCAGCAAUUUCUCUUCAUUCCUCAAAUUCCAUUACGCAUAAUUGUGACGUAUCACAAUUGUUACAUGACAGUUUAACCGAAGAUAAAUCUGUUUGUGGUGAACCGAAGAAGGUUUCAUUUUCAAAUAAAACAUCCUUUAAUAAUCGUAAUAGCAGUAGUAAUUGUUCUAAUAUAAGCAGCAUUCCACCAAUCACUGCAGCUAUGGAUAGUCUUGAUUGGCUUUCUAGACGUAUUGGUCCUGUAAUGACGAUUAAAUAUAUUGUUAAGUAUUUAUUAACUACAUUGACAUUGUGCUAUGAAGGUAAAAGUCAACUAUCUGUUAAUAUUGUCAAUAAUAUUUCAUCUGACAAAUGUUUACAAAUUAAUAAUCGUCCAUUAAUUGGAGAUCGUUCAGCAUUUAGUGUUUUAAGAUGUUUAGUACAGUUAGUACAAAUUUAUGGUGUAUCUAUUGUUAUAGAUAUAUAUUUACCUUAUGUUAUAAAAACAAUCACAUCAAUUAUUACUAAUCUUAAUCCUGUAUCAUCAGAAUGUAUAAAUAUUAAUAAUUUAAAUCAAACUAAUAGUCAUUGUAUAAAUCCAUUGGAAUCUGUUAGAAGUAAUGAAGCAAAUGUAUCGACAAUGUUAUUCAAUUUUAAUUAUCAUUAUUUAGCACGACUCGUUGGAGUUCUUACUUUAUUGUAUCAAAUUGUUAUCUAUAUACCGGAUAAUGAACUUGUUGAAUUAUUACAAGAAUCCAUUAUACAAGACAUUCUUAUUAAAGCAGUUCAAAUGUCUGGUCGUUUAGAUAUUAGUUUUCCCGGCGGUGUUAUUGGACGUCGUGCUGUUCUAUAUAAAUUUAUUAAUGUUGUCUAUAUAAUUGGUUUAAGAGUUGGUUUUGAAUUGACACGUACUCAACUGACAUCAAUAUUUCAAGUAUUUUUCGCACUUUUCGAUCGUGUUAUCAAUACUACUGCUACAAAACGCAUUUUAAAAGACAAUUGCUUAUUUGUUGGUAAUAAUAAUGAUAAAUGUCAACAACGUUGUGUUGAUGAUCCAGAACUACAGUUCACAGCAACAUCUCAAGUAACAAAUGUAGAAGAGAUUGCACAAAAGUCAAAUCUAACUAAUAUUUUUACUGAAUUAAUUGAAACAUUCGAUUGUGAUCUCGCUCGACUGGCAUAUAUUUCAUUUUGUCAUCUCGCUGGUGGCACAUAUAUUGAUGAUUGUUUAUACAACACACAAUCUAUUCAAAAAUUAAUUAAUCAACUGAUAUCUAACGAAUCAAAUGAUACACUGAAACAAUCGUGUUCUGAUGAAUCUAAUAAAACAGCAACCAUUUCUAACGAUGCUGCUGUUAACGUUCAAGAUGUUCAAUUGUCAAAUCGUAGUAAAAUUGAUUUUGAAGCUACUUUAUUUGCUAGUUCAGCAUUGUGUAACGACUGCAAUUUUCAUUUGCGUGGUUCUUGGCGUCAAGUUAUUUAUGAAGUCCUUGAGACUAGCUCCAACCAGUCAGCUUCCCUUCCAAAGUAUCAUGGUAUACAAGUGGCUGCAUUCACAGGCCAUAUUAACAAAAUCAAUUGUAUCACGCAUUUAAAUACUGAAAAUUGUUUCAUUACAACAAGUCGUGAUAAAACAGUUCAGUUAUGGUCAUUAACUGAUACUUAUAAUUCUGAUCAACAUUCUGUAUCCAUCAAUCAUAAAAUAACUAAUAAUAAUAAUGUGAAUAAUUCAAAUAAAAGUCUACCUAUUGAUUCAAGUAAUAAUGUAGUUGCUCGUCUAGUAUACAGAGCACAUAGAAAAUCUGUAAUUGCUGCGCAUUAUCUGGAACCUUAUCGAUUAGUGGCUUCUAUUGAUAGUUGUCUAAUCUUCUGGGAUCCAUGGAUGGGGAAAACAGUAAGAUCCAAUAAUCAAAGCGAAAAUUCAAGUUGGCAAAAUCUAACUGCAAUAAAUUGUAGCUCUGUUCCUUAUGGAGCUGUUAUCUGUUCUGACCAGUCAGGUUUUGUACACCUUAUAGAUCCUCGUGCUGUGUGUUCCGGAAGAACAGGGAGUUUACGUUUCCAUAGUGGUGCAAAUUUAGCUUCAUUUCUAAUAAACAAAGAACGCUCAAAAUUUGAAACUCCUAUCAAUGAAUCAAUCAAGCAUACAAGAUAUAAUACGAAAUUAUGCUCUCCUUCUUUUUACAACCAGUCUACAAUGGAUUUAUCUAUCACAAAUAUUAUGAUGAACAUAACUAAUCAAUUUCAACCGUAUCAUUUAUCAAUUAAUUCGUUUACUAAUACAAACAGUAAUUCUUCAAUUUCUUCUCUACUAAAUGCUAAUACAAAUAUGACUGGUUUGUUAAAUUGUUUAACAACUAGUCGAAACGGUUAUUAUUUAUUGUGUGGUUUUACAACAGGCAUAAUUACUGCAUUAGAUCUACGAAUGGGACAAGUUAUUCACAUAUGGAGAGAAUAUCAGGAUUCAGUAGUUGAUAUUAUCCCACAUCUUUUGAAUGGAUUUAUAUCAUGUAACGAUCGAAUUUUGUCAUUCAUUAAUCCAACUACUUUAUCAAAAUUCAAUCAGGAUUCGUUAUCAACUUCAUAUAGUGAAUUAGAAACUUUUAAUUAUUUACCGAAUAAACCCACCAUUGUUUUAAAACCAAAAUCUAUUCGAAUCCCAUCAACACUCCAGAAUAUCACAUGUUUAACUAAACAUCAAGAAAAUCCUAUAUUUUGUGCUAAUUCUCUACCUUCAUCAUAUCCAUUACCGAGUACAAGUCGUUUCCCAAUUUUUGGCAGUGGAAGUGGAAUCGGAGGAACAAAUAAUGUAACUACUAACUCAGAUAAAUCAUCAUUGUCAUCCAUAAUAAACGAGACGUCAACUACACCGUUGUCAACUGUUACAACAGUACCACAACCAUACUACAAUACUACUAAUAAUAACAGUGGAACAAUAUUAGCAACUUGUUCAUAUCCAUUCAAUAAUAAUAAUGAUAAUAAUAAUAAUAUAAAUGAAAACUUUUAUACAUUAGGCAGAAUUUCUUCACAUUUUCUACGUGGUUCCAUUAGCGCCAUUAGUUCAUUAUCAGAAAAUAAUUUAUUAUUAAUAGGAAGUGAUACUGGUGCAUUAAGUUUAUUAUAUUAAAUUUAAAUCAAUUAUGUAAAAUAGUUUAUAAUGAAAUUUUCAAUAGUGAUUUUGAAGAAAAAAAAGGCAUUUCACGUUGAUUUGUUUAUUUUGUCUUUUUUUUUUUGUUUGUCGACACUAUUUACAUACUAACAAAAUGUGUAUUACACAAUAGAUCAAUUUAAGUAAACAGCACUAUAAUACACAAAUAUAUAUUCACUUAUUCAAACAUUCUGAAGUUACUGUACUAUUCUUCUUAUUAUUAUUAUUAUCAUUAUUAACAUUCCUUUAUGGUGAAAUGAGAAACAUCAGAUCAUUUGAAUACUUUGUUAUACAUAUAUGUGUAUACUUUUGUAAACCGUUAUUCAAUUUACACUGAUCUCGAUAAUAAUAAUGAUUGUAUUGGAAACGAUUUUGUGCUGGUUUUCCAAUGAAUUAUUUUUUUAAUGUUGAUAAUAAUAAUCACUGUUUAUUCCUACUUUUCUAUUAUUGACUCUAUUUUUAUGACUCUUAUGUUUUCUUUUUUGGUCAUCCGUUACCAACUUACUUUUUAUUAAAUGCUGAAAUAUUGAAUUUUUGUUAUUUUCCCCUUUAUUUUUCUCAAAUACAAUGAAGGCAAUAUUAAAAUGUAAAUGAUAACUCCAUUUGUUUUAUCCUUUUUAGUAAAAAAAAGGAAAAAAGAAAGAGAAAACAAAUAAACACCAGACUUCUUUUGAAUGACGUGUGUGAUUUAAAUCCAUAGAUGACAUUUUGUUUUUUAAUUAUAUUUAAUUGUAACUGAAUGUAUCAGGUUAAACAACAAUUUUAAUUUUUGUGGUCUUGAUAGGGAUCUACGGAAACGCAUGGGAUUGAGAAUCAACCAGUCGAGUUAAUUAUGUGGCAGUUUUAUUAGUGGCAGCUUCUGUAUUUCUUGUAAAAAUUAUUAAUAACAUUAAUUUUUUCUUCGAUAAUUUGACAUGAAUUGAGCACACACACACUUAUCUCUCUCUCUGUAUCUUAUCAGACAAUAAUUUUGGAAUAAUCAUUUUCCCUGUUGCUCUUUUGCUUCACAAUAUUAAUUUUGAAUGGUUUUCCUCAUUUGUUAAUAAUUUAAACUGGAAAGAUAAAAGGAUUCAUGUACA